This is a messenger RNA of Spodoptera littoralis (African cotton leafworm), 718 nucleotides long. Lineage: Eukaryota; Metazoa; Arthropoda; Insecta; Lepidoptera; Noctuidae. The record is from the annotation of a GenBank genome assembly.
GACCUUAUCAGAAAAUACACGCAUAUUUACUUAACAACCUCAUUGUUUAUUUCCAAUAGGUAAAAUUAUCUACUAAAUUAUUUCCGAACUUAUGACUUACUGUCAGAAAGCCAAAAUAUCGACCAAACAGUUAUUACCGAUGCCUUAGCAAUAGUAAAUUGUUAUUACCUAGCCCUCGCCUCGUCCAGAUAAUAGAUUCCUUCUUAAGGAUCGUGAAAAUGUCGCGCCAAGUGAUAACCCAAAAUGUUGAGAAAAAGAGACGUGUUCCUUUGUACCCUGGGUUCCCUGAGCUGGCGCGAUCUGAUGUCAGCAUUUACCCUGCCUACUCGAAAUUGACCUUGGCAUAUCGAGUUGUUUGCCGCCACCGAUAUCAUUGGGCUAAAAUUGCACAACGCAGGCAGUUUAUGAAAGAACUGCACAGUUUCGAAAAACUGCAAACAAAUGCCCUGGAUGGUGUGAGAGUACACAGGGAAUUUUCACAAGGAAUACUUUCACACACAAUACCCCCGCGUCGGUAUGUACAGAAGUUGACGCCUGAUCCUUUGACAUCACAUCAACGGAUGAGAGUGGAAGAAAUUAUCAGUGGAAGAGUUAACUUCAGUCAGAAAUAGAACCAGACCACUUAGCGACAAACCAAAUACCAUAGUAUAUCCCAAAAUAAAACCACAAUGCAUUUAACUUAAAGUUGUUUUUAUUGUUGAUUCAACUGAUUUGUUUU